Molecule: messenger RNA, 2172 nt
Organism: Scatophagus argus
Lineage: Eukaryota; Metazoa; Chordata; Actinopteri; Scatophagidae
Gene: clu
Product: clusterin
Exons: 10
Coding region: 183-1571 (462 amino acids)
Source: RefSeq, a predicted model, not a curated record
CAUGACAGUAGCGGCACGCUCGCUCAGUGCAUCACAUGUCUGCACCGUCCGCGCUAUCCGCUGGUAUAAAAACGAGCAGCAGUGAGACCUGAGCAGCUUCAGACGGUCUGGAGGCUCAGGAAGCAAACGGAGUUUUUGUUUUUGUUCAUCAUUACCUGCUGGCCCUGUGAGAGUCAGAGAGGAUGUUAAUGAUGAUGAUGAUGAUGAAGAAGAAGAAGGGGUCUCUGGCUGUGAUGGCCCUCCUUCUGGCCUCAGUCAACUGCAUCCUCCUUCCAUCAAAAGAAGAUCUUAACCAGAUCUCCGUCGAGGGGGAGAAGUAUCUGGAUAAACAGAUUGAAAAUGCCAUUAAUGGAGUGAAGGAGAUGAAGAGUGUGAUGCAGAAAUCUUCAGAGGACCACAAGACGCUUCUGGAUGCCCUGGAGAAGACCAAGGAGCAGAAAGAGGAGGCGAUUCGUACGGCUCAGGAGAUGGAGGCCAAGCUGGAGGAGGAGGAGGAGGUCUGCAAUGAGACCAUGAAGGCCCUGUGGGAGGAGUGUAAACCCUGUCUCAAGAACACCUGCAUUAAAUACUACUCCCGAACAUGCAGCAGUGGAUCUGGACUGGUGGGACGCCAGCUGGAGAGCAUGCUGAACAGAACGUCUCCCUUCUCCAUCUGGAUCAACGGGGAGAAGAUCGACGACCUGGAGCAGGAGGGACAGCGACAGAGCAGAGAAUUCAAGGACCUGAAUGAAAAAUACACAGUGAUGGCCGACGGUGUGGACAGCAUAUUUUUGGACAGUAUGAAGGCCGCCGAUCAAGUGCACUACGAUCGUCCAGCAUUCUUCCCUCGCAGCUGGGCGCCAUUGUUCAUUCGUCAGAGCAGAAGCAUUCGCUCUCUGUUCCACAACCCUUUCCCCAGCUUCCAGAGUCUGUUCUCCCCGAUGACGGGCAUGAGCAGGAACUUCUUCAGCUCCAUGGGCUCCAUGAUGGACGUCGACUCAGACACGCCUCCUAACGAGGACGGCAGCGUGAACGAGGACGUGAUCAUCACCAAACCUUUUGGCGACGGCAGGAUGACCUGCAGAGAGAUUCGCCGCAACUCGGCCGGCUGCCUGAAGUUCCGCGACGAGUGUCAGAAAUGCAAAGAGAUCCAGCAUAUUGACUGCUCCGGGAGGAAACCUCUGGAGAGCCAACUGAAGGAUGAGCUGGAGGAGGCGCUGGCCGUGGCCGAGCGUUUCACCCAGCAGUACAACAGCCUCCUGAGGAGGUUCGAGGAGCAGAUGUUCAACACCUCCUCCAUCCUGGACCUGCUCAACAGGCAGUUUGGCUGGGUGUCGGCUCUGGCGAAUGACACCAACAGCAGAGACAACAUCUUCCGGGUUCAGACGGUGUUCUGCAGGAACGCUGAGGACAAUCCAGCCGGGGAGGAGAAGCAGCCCGAAAAGACCGACGUGUCUGUGCAGCUCUUCGACUCUUCAGCCAUGAACUUCACGGUGCCGGGCAACAUCCCCUGGACCCACCCCAAGUUCUCAGAGGUGGUGGCUCAGGCGGCUCUGGACCGCUACAAGGAGACCAGCGUCAUGGUCAAAUAAAGUUGGAUUUGCAGCCCCACCUGUCAGCAGACGAGAUAAAUGUUCUUCAUGAAAACACACCUGGAAAAACCCCCGAAGCCAACCCACUGACUCUGAUGUAAAUCUAGAUGAAGUCCUGCUUUUGCCAACGACAAAGUUUAACCUCAGAGAUUUGUAUUGUUACGUUAGAGCUCUUUGUCCUGCUGUAAGAGAACAUACUCGGUAGAUAAGAGGCCAACUCAAUGUGAUUCAAGCCAGAACUGAUGUAACGCACUCUGAAACGGUUUCUUUUCUGCAUUCAGCUUUCUAACACAGCAAGAUUAAACUAAUCUCCUCCACAACAGUUCAAUAAAACAAAGAUUUGAAGGAAACUUCAGUUCAGAGGAGGUUUCAGUGAUUCGGAUGACCUGAAGUACCCCUCUGCAGAUCUCUGAUAGCUUUCAUCUGAGUUGGUUGAAGUGGUGUACUUGCUGGAGUUAAAACUCACUGAGUGGAGAGAUUAAAAGUUGGGAAAGUGAAAAUACUAGAGGAGUUGAUUAUGUUCAGGAUUUCUGUGAGGUCAGUCUGUACAGCAGCCUAGCAAUAAAGCGUCUAGAGAUCUAUUAAAACCUGCUCAAAUCCA